This is a messenger RNA of Xenia sp. Carnegie-2017, 1448 nucleotides long. RefSeq lists its product as uncharacterized. Bases 36 to 1223 code for a protein of 395 amino acids. Lineage: Eukaryota; Metazoa; Cnidaria; Anthozoa; Malacalcyonacea; Xeniidae. The record is from RefSeq and is a predicted model, not a curated record. The transcript is spliced from 14 exons.
AGCUUGAUUUGGGCGAUGCACAUUCUCACUAUCACAUGUUUGGAGUUCGCGUUCAAUCAAAACUUUUUCACACUCGCGAUGAAGAGGAAAGCGGAAAAAAACCAGGAUCUUAUCUUGAUAAUGAAGAAGACGGGGACAACAUGUUUAUUGAAGAUUUGGUUGAAAUUAGUAAAGAACCCCUUUCAGUGCGUGAUAUAACUGCAAUUGACUUACAAAAACAACCCAAUGAAAGAAAGAAUGAAGAGGCAAAAGACUGCAAUGAUAUUCAUAUGGAAUGGACAAAGUCAGAUACAAGUACGGUUAUUUCUGAUACAGAAAAAGCUUCUAAUACCAGAACGUCGACACCUAAAACUCCUGAAGAAAAUUUUCCCCAAGAAGCCAUUGUAGAAUGUUCUUGUGGACUUAACGUGGACGAUGGUAUGAUGAUCUUGUGUGAUUUCUGUAAGCACUGGCAACACGCAUGUUGUUAUCGUUUUUUCACUGAACAAGAUUGUCCUACCAAACAUAUUUGCAUUACAUGUGCUGUGGCGGAAAAAAAGGAAUGCUCUGACAUUACUUUACAUGACUAUGAUCCAAAAACAUUACAGACUCAAUGUUUGUGGCGUAGAGCUUUGGUAGCAUGUCGCGAUGUAACAAGAAUUACUGCACAAAACUUUUCUAAAAGAUUAGGUGUGGAGUUGACUGUGGCUCAAGAUCUGAUGAAGAGAAUGCAGAACGAAAGAUUUAUAAGGCCUGCGGCAAAAGGAAAACGUCUUGGUAAACUAGUGGUCAAGGAAAAGUUUACUGUUGAUGCUCUGAAGCAAUAUUUUGAUGUGUUAGCGACGAAGAAUGACGGAUUGCGUAAUCUGGAAAAUAAUGAAAAUGGUGAAAAACCAAAUGACGUUCAGAAAGACAAGGAAAAUGGGGAUGAGAAGAAUAAUUGUGAAAACGCCGAAAAGGGGACAAAUAUUAUUACCCAAAACGAAGAGUUUGAGAGUAUGCUUGAAAAGGCAAAAGAGAUCAAUAUUUCUGGAAAAAAUGAGUACCAGAAAGAAUCAGUGGAGGUAAAUAUUCCUGAAGAAAAAAAUAGUUCUCGUGGAAGAAAGAGAUUACUGUCAUCGGCUGACAUUGAGAUUGAUUUCGACGUAUCCAACAGUCAGGAUCCGAUGGAUCAUUGCAACAAGCCUUCCACCAAAAGAAUGAAAGCAAGCGCUGCAGAGCAAGCUGUUGCCGUUUAUGUUUAAUUCCUUUUCAACGUUUUCAUUUUGAAAGUAUUAUUUAUAUCCGGUUGAUUGAAUUAUGGUUGUUGUAAAAGUGUUUAUGAAAUUGUGAUAUUCUAUAUUUAUAUCGAUUAUAUUUAAUCAUAUCAUUAAUAUAUUAAAGUUGAAUAAAAGAUUAACUAUUGAUGUGAAUUCAUACCAAUGAAGAAUUGUACAUUCCUUAAAUAAAAGAAAAUUCUAAAUCCGCAA